AUGGGACUUGGCAUGCUUACAAGUGUUGGUAUGAGGCAGCAUUACUUGCUAGGAAGUGAGGUCAGACAAAGAUACAUUCAAGAUUAGCGUUUGCUUGACUCUGAAUACAAUGCAGAUUAGAUUGAAAUUUACUCAACUCUGAUUGAAAGAACUUACUACUCUGCCCUUUCUUAAUUUUCAGGAAUAUAUCCAAACAUCUAGCAAAAUAUUAAAAACUAGAAAUUGUCCUAAACUUAACAGAAAAAUGCUAUUCUUCCAAUAUAGGUAGGUACUGAUCCUGAUUAUGAUAAGCUACUUUUUGAGGAAUUUAAGGCAAUUGACUAGAAAGACAAUUAAAUGUUACAGACUCUAGAAGCUAGUCUUAAUAAAACUAAUUAGAUAGGAAGUAAUGAUUAAAUUUUUGAUGAAAUUUAAUAGGCUUAAGCUAAUGGACUUAAAAUGCCUUUUACCUUGACAGAAUAAGAUCAAAUGACAAUAAAAGAUUUUAAACGAUUUGAUUUAGAAUCUAAGUAUGCUCUAAAAAGAGAUGCAGCAUUGUUUGACUCAUAAACUUUAAGAAAGAUUAUUGCAGAUAAGCUAAUAUUGAGAGUACAAAAUAAUACUGACUUAAGAUUAAUUCUGAUGUCUUUGCAUGAUACAGAUAUCUCAUUGCUAUUGGUUACAAUUGACUAGCCAUAAAAUGAACAGCCUCCUGUUGCAACAACACUCUUCUUAGAAUUGUAUAAAAGCUCAAAUACCUCACAAGAUGUGCUUUAUAUAAGAGCAAAAUACAACGAUAGACUACUAAAUCUUCAUAAGUAUUGCUAUGACACUGAUAACUCAAUUAAAUUUAAUACGAAUUUAUUGAAACUGGUUUAAGUACUGGUUAAAUUAUCGGAAUAACUUUUGGGGCUAUUGCUUUGA
Molecule: messenger RNA, 903 nt
Organism: Stylonychia lemnae
Lineage: Eukaryota; Ciliophora; Spirotrichea; Sporadotrichida; Oxytrichidae
Source: the annotation of a GenBank genome assembly